CUAACGUAUGGAAGGAUAUACGCAAGCGCGAAGAGAUCGGAGCCGAGUUAGCAAAGAAGCAAUUGGGGAUUGGUACAUGAGCGCGCGGAAUGAUCACGUGGGGCGUCGUCGGCCGGCGCGGGGGACGCUGGAAGCCAAGAUGGCGGCGGAGUUAGUGGAGGCGAAGAACAUGGUAAUGAGUUUCCGAGUGUCAGAUUUGCAAAUGCUCCUAGGAUUUGUUGGGCGCAGUAAAAGUGGCUUGAAGCACGAACUGGUCACACGGGCUUUGCAGCUGGUACAGUUUGAUUGCAGUCCUGAGGUUUUCAAGAAAAUUAAAGAGCUUUAUGAGACUCGCUAUGCAAAGAAAGGCACAGAGGCAAUCUCCCAAGCUCCACCCCAGUCAAUUACAUCACAUCGUCCAUCUGAAUCUUUGUCUAUUCACCCAUCGUAUGACCAUGCAGUCUCUGGACCCAGGACUUCUCUUUCUACACCUAAUAUAGACUACCCUUCUUUGUAUGGGAAACAUGUUAAUGGGCUCUCUAGGUUGCCUCCAAAAGUUACCACGCCUGAGGUGAGACUGGUCAAGUUGCCUUUCUAUGAUGUGGUGGAUGAACUCUUAAAGCCAACUGAGCUGGUGGCUCAGAACAAUGAAAAGUUGCAAGACAGUCCAUGUGUGUUUGUCCUGUCCCCAAGGCAAGUGGACAUGAUCAAGAACUCCAGGGAUUUACACCCUGGAACCAAAUCUGUUCAAGUGGUCCUGAGGAUUUGUUACACAGACACAAGCUGUCCACAGGAAGAUCAAUAUCCUCCCAAUAUUGCUGUGAAGGUGAAUCAUAAUUACUGCUCUGUUCCGGGAUACUACCCUUCAAAUAAACCUGGUGUGGAACCUAAGAGACCAUGUCGUCCUAUUAACCUGACAAACCUGAUGUAUCUGUCAUCUGCCAGCAACAGAGUGACAGUCACUUGGGGGAAUUAUGGCAAGACUUAUUCUGUGGGUUUAUACUUAGUAAGACAAAGAACUUCUUCCGAGCUAUUACAGAGAUUGAAAACCAUUGGUGUAAAACAUCCAGAGCUCUGCAAAACCCUUGUGAGAGAGAAGUUACGCCUUGAUCCUGACAGUGAAAUUGCAACAACUGGGGUCAGAGUGUCUCUUAUCUGUCCGCUGGUAAAGAUGCGGUUAACUGUACCGUGCCGAGCUGAGACUUGUGCUCAUCUUCAGUGUUUUGAUGCAGUCUUUUACCUGCAAAUGAAUGAAAAGAAGCCAACCUGGACAUGUCCUGUGUGUGACAAACCUGCCCUUUAUGAUCAGCUUAUCAUUGAUGGGCUUUUGUCCAAAAUUCUCAGUGAGUGCAAGGAUGCGGAUGAGAUAGAGUUCCUUGCAGAUGGAUCCUGGUGUCCAAUUAAAGCAGAAAAGGAAAGAAGUAGUAGUCCUGUGUGUCCAAUCCUUGUGUUGGGCUCUCAAGACAUGAUGGCAAAGCUUCCACCACCAAGCAGCACAGUGUCAAGUGAAAAUGGAAAGCCUGGUCUUGAUGUGGUGGAUCUGACUUUAGACAGCAGUUCGUCUUCAUCCUCCUCCUCUGACGAAGACGAAGAAGAGGAGGAGGAGGAACGACCACCGCAGAAGAGACGAUGCUUUGAGAAAGGACUCUUAUCAGCUUGUUGACUUUUAGCUGUGUUCAAUCAGACUUACAUCUAUGAACAGUAGAGAUAUGAAUCGGAUGUGGAGUCCUUUCUUACCAAAAGCUUUAUGCAUCACUACUUUCACCAUGCCUCCCCAUAUGUUGAACCCCACAAGACCUGUAGUGACACUCUAUGCAGCUGUGAAGGGAUUAAUUUAGCCUUUUAUUUCCUUAACCUUCUUAGGUUUGGUUUUCAUAGAUGGACAAGGAGGCAAACCGAAAACAUUUUUGGCCAUUUACUACCAACUUUCCUCCUUUUGCUGCUACUGAUGAGUAGAUCAUAUUUACGUUUCUUUUGUUAGCUACUUGGUGCAAUCUGGCUCUGGGGUUUGAACUGUACAAAAUGCCUGACCAAUGACGAGAGCAUUGGGUUAGGUGAUUGUGUUUGGGAAAGUGGGGUCAUAGAAAUGUAUCGAGCUGUAAAUAUUUAAACACAAAUAGGAGGAUUGAUGACAUCUUCAUUAAGAACUAGGAGGUUCUGAAGCAGUUAAUAUAGUCUCUCUUCUGCAGGAGAGCAACAAUGGUUCCUAUUUUAUCCCAUAUUCUUUUUAGUGAUAUGCAAAAAGCGGGUUGUGUCUUUAGGAGCUGUGCAGGGUUGGGGAGGGUUUAUGCCAUGCUUUCAAUCCAACUACCUCUAUGCUAUUCAGGUUUUGUUUCUCUGCGCAGUUAUGUGGAAUGGGGUUAAUGCUGCUCUGGACACUUUCUUCCUCCUCUGCAUCUUCUGCUUUUGUAUUCUUCAUCGGCUUCUUUCUCUUAAUACAAGAUCCUCAAAGCUGCUUCCCCUUACAAUAAUCAUAUUCUUUAGUUGAAUUAUUCAUUGAAAUUUCUAACUUCACCUGCAAGAGAUGCCCUUUCUCUUUUCCAUGCACUUACAAGAGGAUCAUCAAAUCUUUCUUUAUCAUGAAUGUACCCUGUACCAUCAUGCACCAUACUGAUGUUGGUCUUUCCUGCUGUUGAGAGCCUACUGGUGUUUUAAAGGGGUACUAUACACCGUUGUUAAACAUGCCUUUGGUGUAUACGAUUUGUGCUGACCAAUUAUUUAAUUUUUUUUGCCUAUUAUUUUAAUUAAAAAAUCUAUAGUUUCUGGUUAUUUCUUGCACUAAACAGGGCACAACUUGGAACUGUACUUUGAUUACUCAGCUUCCUGGUUCUUUAAAAAAAAAUUUGGGAAGAGGCAAUUGUUUUGAAUUUUCCAGUUUAAACGCCUACGUAAUGAACUCCUUUUAACCCGAGAAACCUGCUACAAUUGGAGUAAGAUAGGAGGCUUGUUUAUACAGUAUAUUAAGUCUAUUUACGCAAACUCUCCUGAUUUCAGGGGAGGUACUAAGACUAAAAACAAUGAAGAAUUGCUGCUGUAUAAUAUUUUUUAAAGGAUUUUUUUAAAUUAAAAGAAUAGGCAGAACACCUUUGUUUGCGACUUGUGUUAAAAAUGUAAAUAUAAAUAUAGCUGUAUAAUACCCCUUUAAUGAAACAUCCAGCAUCAGCACUGAGUAUUUUGGAUUUAUUACGUCUUGGGUUACAAGCAGAAAAUAAUAUGUUUUAAUAUGUAGAGGCUGCAGCCUCUUCAACUUACCUUGCUUCACCAAGGAACCACACACUGUUUUAACAGUUCUGUUGACAUUAUAAAGAUCUUGACACUGUUGGUUCAGGAUCAGCCACUAUUUGUGGCACAUUCACAAUUUAUUUUAUUUCUCCUUGUUCUAAUUUAAUUGUUUUAAAAGCUUCCUGAUCAUUUUCUAAUCUGUGAAAGUUUUUGUUUAUAUGAAAGUUUUGUUUUUCUUUUUCUUUCCUGUUUGUUUUUUUUUUUGUAUGAAAAAAGGCUUUUGCAAAAAAACAUCCUGUAGGUUUUUUUUUCUCCCUCUUAUCGAUUACAUCCGCUCGAGUUAAAGAAAUAAAAAAAAACAACAACAAAAAAACUCAGAAAAGAUAGUGUU
Messenger RNA from Xenopus laevis (African clawed frog), 3592 nucleotides. It is a transcript of the gene pias4.L, whose product is annotated as protein inhibitor of activated STAT 4 L homeolog. The record is from RefSeq and is marked provisional. Gene Ontology annotation, cellular component: chromatin; nucleus. Lineage: Eukaryota; Metazoa; Chordata; Amphibia; Anura; Pipidae. Gene Ontology annotation, biological process: regulation of transcription by RNA polymerase II; protein sumoylation; regulation of gene expression. Gene Ontology annotation, molecular function: transcription coregulator activity; zinc ion binding; ubiquitin protein ligase activity.